Molecule: messenger RNA, 1328 nt
Organism: Suillus plorans
Lineage: Eukaryota; Fungi; Basidiomycota; Agaricomycetes; Boletales; Suillaceae
Exons: 3
Coding region: 1-1221 (406 amino acids)
Source: RefSeq, a predicted model, not a curated record
AUGGCCUUUGAAUUAAUCAAACAUAUAUUCAACUUUUUCUAUCCCAACGAGACAGAGAAUCAAAAUUAUCCAGAUCGGCCGGGUCCGCUGCUGAGUUUUGGGGACCUCAUACCCUGCUAUGACCGUUCAGGCAAUGUAAUAGCUUAUCUUCCGGCCUCCGUGCAGACCGCUCAGCCAUCACAUGACCCUGCACACUCCGUCCCAAAUCCACCACCCCUCCCUCAACACAUGAAACAUCACUCACAGGAGUUAUUUGAACUCUGCACAGACACAAAGUCUAUACCACGCCGGCGUACCCGAAGUGUUAGUCCUUCUGCAGCCCGAACAAAUCAACGCCAUGGUCUGGAUCAAUCAUCCAAUUCACUACAUCCCAAAUCUGGCGGUGGAGAUGAGUUAUGGGACCCAUGGCCGGACGGUGACUUUGAAAGGUUAUUCACAUGGGAGGAGGUAUUGAGAACUGAUAAUCUUAGUGAACAUUGGGCUUGUCAGCCAGGAGGAGGAGACAAGAGGGGGUCAGAGUCGGCACUCGCGUGGUCGCAAGGCAAAAAGACAAGAUGUGUUUGCCUGGGUGUCAUUACUUGUGAUGAACCUACCUGUGAGGUAGUCACACGUCCGCAGACCCGCCGGGCUGGUAUCAUGGGACAACUCAAUGCAUCGUGCCUUUGUGGUAGUCAGCUCAAGCACAUCGACUGCGGUGUCACAUCAGUGUUGUAUUCAUUCAAAGGAGGCGUCUACUACAUUCACAAGGGCAUUCACCACCAUCCAAAACAAACUCACAUCUUGCAUCUAUCUCGUGACGAGCGGACAAGAUUCGAACAAAUUGUCUUCGAAAAUCCUGCUGCUGGCCCUGCGGCAUUAAUUGCUGGUCGUAACAGCCUUACUGGUACCCGUGAAUCUGUUGCAACGAUCUCCACAGUGCUUCUCAACCAGGACCGUGUCAAGGCCGAGCUGCAAGCACUACGGGGCAAGUCCACUCGGAACUUCGUUGAUGACUUCGCAGAAUUCCAGAAGAACCAUCCAGGAUAUGUUUUGUAUUCUCAAUUCGAAGCAGUGACUGUCGUUGUUGUUCAAACUCAAUUCAUGGUGUCACAACUGGUGACCGACUUCAUCGAGGACGAGGCUGUGAAUGGCAUUGUUUUGGAUGCAGCACAUGGAUUUUGGUACUCAUCUAAGGAUCUUCUUAUAAUUAGUUCGACAUACUCUGCUUUGCUUGCAUGCUGAGUACCUGGACUCAUGACCUAUGCAAAUGGAGGUUCAGCCGAGCACUACCGAUUACAUUUUCUUGUCCUUUUCAACUCCAUGGCAGAUGAAUGCGAGAAGCACGGGCG